Molecule: messenger RNA, 1466 nt
Organism: Xiphophorus hellerii (green swordtail)
Lineage: Eukaryota; Metazoa; Chordata; Actinopteri; Cyprinodontiformes; Poeciliidae
Gene: ppa2
Product: inorganic pyrophosphatase 2
Exons: 12
Coding region: 49-1086 (345 amino acids)
Biological process (GO): phosphate-containing compound metabolic process
Cellular component (GO): cytoplasm
Molecular function (GO): magnesium ion binding; inorganic diphosphate phosphatase activity
Source: RefSeq, a predicted model, not a curated record
GGAAGGGAAGCAGGAACUGACUGAUCGGGGGGAAGUGUGUAUAUUACCAUGAGAUCGCAGCUGCUCCGCUCCUCGCUCGGCUGCUUGCUGACUGCUUUCGGCCCUUUUCCCGCUUCCUGUAUUAAUAAAACAGUCAGACAAACUGCAGCAGCUGUGCCACAUUUGUAUUAUUCCAGAAAAACGAUGCACUAUCAAACGGAGCAGAGAGGACACCCGAAUUCUCCAGACUACCGCAUUUAUUUUAAAACCUCUGAUGACAAAUACAUUUCACCAUUCCAUGAUAUUCCACUUAUAGCUGAGUCAGAGCAGAAUGACGAUGUGCCAGCAAAAAAACCUAAGAGUGAGAAUAAGGUGCUGUACAACAUGGUGGUUGAGGUCCCUCGGUGGUCAAAUGCUAAAAUGGAAAUUGCAACAAAGGAGCCACUGAAUCCCAUCAAACAAGACGUGAAGAAGGGAAAACCCAGAUAUGUGGCCAACAUUUUUCCUCAUAAAGGAUACAUUUGGAACUAUGGGGCACUGCCACAGACCUGGGAGGAUCCCAACCACAAAGACAAAGAAACGAACUGCUGUGGUGACAAUGACCCCAUUGAUGUUUGUGACAUCGGCACCCAGGUUUGCUCCCCAGGUCAGGUGAUCCAAGUGAAGGUUCUGGGCAUCCUGGCAAUGAUUGAUGAGGGAGAGAUGGACUGGAAGGUCAUCGCCAUCAAUGCAAAUGAUCAAGAUGCAGAAAAGCUCAACUGUAUAGAAGAUGUUCGGAAGAGCCGACCAGGUCAUUUGGAGGCUACUGUUGAGUGGUUCAGGAAAUACAAGGUACCCGAUGGAAAGCCAGAAAACCAGUUUGGAUUCAACGGGGAAUUCAAAGACAAGGAUUUUGCAGUUGAGAUCAUUAAGUCCACCCAUGAGCACUGGAGGGCACUUGUGCAGAAGCAAACAAAUGCUGGAGGGAUUGAGUGCAAGAACAUGUCCUGCUGUAACAGUCCUUUCCAGUUCAGCGCCGAUGAGGCCAGAGCUGUCGUUCAGUCGGCCCCUGCUUUUGGUAGUGCACAUCCUGUGUCUGCAGAAGUGGACAAAUGGCAUUUCGUAUGAAGUUCUGAAGUUCCCUUGGAAACAUCAGAUCGUCUUGAAUUGAAUUAUUAUGUAUCCUGCUGCUUUUUCUUGUAUGCAGGCAGAUUUAUUUUUUAUACGCACUUGCAGUGGCAUGUCAUAUUUAAACUGUAUGGGCCAACAAAGACAUGCAACACUUGUAUUUUUGGGUGAUGUUUUCCUUUUAAACGAACAACUAAGGUGGUUGUGCUCUGGGGUAUAUUUGUUGGUAAUACUUGGAGUAAAGUACGUACUCACCUGAGAACAGUGACCAGAAAUUGGAUUGUUUUUUCAGCUACACACAUUAUAUACAAGGCUUUGUAUACAGCAAGAAUAUGUUUCUAAUAUUGGAUAAAUAAUAAAAAAAAACAUUCUAAACCUGG